AUGUCGACGUGCGUGCCCAAGGGAUCGAGAUCGGCGAAGGGAGCGGCGGCGGCGGAGGUGGAGCCCCGCGACGUCGACCUGCAGCCGGAGGUGAAGUGGCACGACGGCGCCGCGGGCUACGUCGCCCGCCUCGACCUCGCCGGGUUCAGGAAGGAGGAGUUCCGCGUGCAGGUGGACGGCGCGGGGCGCGUCACGGUGCGCGGGCAGCGGCCCGCGGGGCACGUCCGCCUCCACCGCGAGUUCCAGCUGCCGCCGGCGGCCGAUGUGGACCGGAUCGCCGCCCGCUUCGACGGCGCCACGCUGUGCCUCACCGUGCCGAAGCGCCCCGCGGGCGGCGCGGCGGAGGUGGUGAUGGCGACGAUGGAGGACGCGAGGGUAGAGGCGGAGAUGCAGAUGGAGAUGGAGAAGGAGCGGGCCAGGCAUUCAUGGAGUAAUCAUGUGGAGAUGAAAUGA
Molecule: messenger RNA, 453 nt
Organism: Oryza sativa Japonica Group (Japanese rice)
Lineage: Eukaryota; Viridiplantae; Streptophyta; Magnoliopsida; Poales; Poaceae
Source: RefSeq, a predicted model, not a curated record